CGGGCAGCCCCACGCCCCUGCCUCGCGCGCUGCCCGCGCCAUGAAGCACAUCCCGGUUCUCGAGGACGGGCCGUGGAAGACUGUGUGCGUGAAGGAGCUGAACGGCCUCAAGAAGCUCAAGAGGAAAGGCAAGGAGCCGGCGCGGCGCGCGAACGGCUAUAAAACUUUCCGAUUGGACUUGGAAGCGCCCGAGCACGGCGCCACCGCCACCAACGGGCUGCGCGACAGGACCCAGAGGCUGCAGCCGGUCGCGGCCCCGGUGCCAGCCCCGGUGGCGCCGGCUGUUCCCUCAGGUGGGGGCGCGGACCCGGCCGGGGAGUGCCGGGGCGCCCGGGCGCCGGAGGUCUCCGACGCGCGGAAACGCGGCUUCGCCCUGGGUGCAGUGGGGCCGGGGCUCCCCACGCCGCCGCCACCGCCACCGCCGCCUCCGGCGCCCCAGAGCCAAGUACCCGGGGGUUCCGAGGCGCAGCCUUUCCGGGAGCCCGGCCUCCGUCCCCGUAUCUUGCUGUGCGCACCGCCUGCACGCCCCACGCCGUCGGCGCCCCCUGCGCCCCCGGAGUCUUCCGUGCGCCCCGCGCCCCCCACGCGCCCCGGGGAAAGUUCUUACUCGUCAAUUUCACACGUAAUUUACAAUAACCACCCGGAUGCCUCCGCGUCGCCUAGGAAACGGCCGGGCGAAGCGACCGCCGCUGCCUCGGAGAUCAAAGCCCUGCAGCAGACCCGGAGGCUCCUAGCGAACGCCAGGGAGCGGACGCGGGUGCACACGAUCAGUGCAGCCUUCGAGGCGCUCAGGAAGCAGGUGCCGUGUUACUCCUACGGGCAGAAGCUGUCCAAACUGGCCAUCCUGAGGAUCGCCUGUAACUACAUCCUGUCCCUGGCGCGGCUGGCUGACCUCGACUACAGUGCCGACCACAGCAACCUCAGCUUCUCCGAGUGCGUGCAGCGCUGCACCCGGACCCUGCAGGCUGAGGGACGCGCCAAGAAGCGCAAGCAGGCUCCUCGCUGGGUCCUCCAUGUUUCCCAGAGGCCUCUGGGCCCUGAGCCAGGGAGGCCCCCCAUGGACUCUCCUGCCUCCGCCGGGGAAGGCCCCGCAUGUCCUCCCCGCCAGCCAGCCACGGCCGCUGCCACGUCCACAGGUCUGGCAGGCACUGGGCUGGAGGGAUCACUGGCUGGGGAGCCUCACAGGAGUGACCGGCCCCAGUCUAGGCCAAGGAUGCUGCUGUGGGCCCUCUUUCUGGUCAAGCCCAAGGAGAAGGUGAGCUCUCCAAAUCCAGCCUUGUCUUCUUCUCCAAGAUGCCGCCAGAUGCUCAGACCACUGCCUGUCAGGGUGCAGGGGCACAUCUGCCUCCCUCGCACCCUCCUGUCCCCUCUCAGCCACUCCGGUGACUCCGCACUUUGCCCUCUGCCUGGUGGGGAGGGGAGAGCAAAGCCUCCCCCUUGCCCAGGGCUGCAGAAAUUCAUUGCCAAAGAUUCCACAGAGACACUGAACAAAUUGUGGUGAUAACAGCCCACAGUGAGAAGCCACACCAUUGCUCUAUGACUUUGGCUCCUCCCAUUGCCAAAGCCAUCCCAAGCCAAAGACGAGUCAACAGUCCCACUGGAAACUCAUGGAAGGGAUGGACAUUUGGUGACCAUGGAAGUGCUCGACCCUCUGACCUGGAACUCUCUUUCUACAUUGGGCCCUGAGCUGGCUGGGUACAAGAUAAACUUUCUGGGGGUGGCGAGAGAGGGCUGGGGGUGCUUGUACGGAGUGGGAUAUGAGAUCCUGGCCCUCUUCUUGCCCUCCCACUGGCUGCCCAGGCCUCUGACCCUGAUUCUCAGUGUUCCUUGGGUCCAGGCUCCUUGGGCUCUGAGCAUCAAGGCAAGGGAGGAAGGGGGAGGAAAGAAGCAAUAUUGACCAUCCUGUACCCCACCCCAGGGACUUGCCCCACCAGGGUCACCUAAAGGGUCUUUGUUCCCCAGCCAGCCCAGCCAGCCACUCCUUGCCUGUGGUCCACCCUCCUGGCUGGGAAAACAAGAUGGUUCCCUGCAUGAAGGCCAGUAGUCUGUUCCCAGUUAUGCAGAGGGACAGAGGGGAGGAAGGGACCAGGGGAACGGGUCAGUAAGUUGGGGAAGGUGCGGGCAGGGGGGCAUGUUCAAAGCCAAGGCCUGUUCCUUCCUUGUGCUCAAAAGGCCAAAGCUGUUCACAUCUGUGCUCAACCAUCUGCUUCAAAUUGAAGUAAAAGCCCCAACAUGUAAAGAAAACA
Leptonychotes weddellii (Weddell seal) is the source of this 2246-nucleotide messenger RNA. RefSeq names its product atonal bHLH transcription factor 8 (gene ATOH8). NCBI's taxonomy places the organism in Eukaryota, Metazoa, Chordata, Mammalia, Carnivora, Phocidae. Gene Ontology annotation, biological process: anatomical structure morphogenesis; positive regulation of transcription by RNA polymerase II. Gene Ontology annotation, cellular component: nucleus. The record is from RefSeq and is a predicted model, not a curated record. Gene Ontology annotation, molecular function: E-box binding; DNA-binding transcription factor activity; protein dimerization activity.